Molecule: messenger RNA, 1702 nt
Organism: Theileria equi strain WA
Lineage: Eukaryota; Apicomplexa; Aconoidasida; Piroplasmida; Theileriidae
Exons: 7
Coding region: 140-1702 (520 amino acids)
Biological process (GO): maturation of SSU-rRNA from tricistronic rRNA transcript (SSU-rRNA, 5.8S rRNA, LSU-rRNA)
Cellular component (GO): nucleolus; small-subunit processome; 90S preribosome
Molecular function (GO): protein binding
Source: RefSeq, a predicted model, not a curated record
ACAGUUGAUGCUUUACCCACAAAAAUAAUUUGUUAACCCCAAAUAGUGACGUAUUUGCGCUGUUUGCGGUCUAUCGCAUCUUAUUUCUUGGAUUCUAUCAUGGAUUAGUUAAUGGUCCACAAUUAUAGCUUUAAAAGGCAUGGCUAACGUUUUGAAGGACUCCAAGGUUCUCUAUCGCAAGCUCUUUGGAGCAAAGGAUGAAAAGAAGAAGCAUUCCUAUGCCAAAAGGAACAUCAAGAAGAACAAGGGCAUUUUAGACGAUGCUAAAAAGGCCGUAGAGUACAGUUCAAUCAUCCUUCCUAACGAAAGUGGAUAUAUAAAGACGGAAGGGGAUGAAAAAUCAUAUCAGAUAAGCCAAGCCAAGCUGUUGUCCAAGGCUGAUCUUGGAACCAGAAAAAAGGUGAUCCAACUCGAUUUAACUCAUGGGCCAUACAUGGCUGAUUACACACAGAAUGGAAGAUACAUGCUACUUGGUGGAGGAAAAGGUCAAUUAUCUCUUAUUUGCACCCAAAGUUUGAAGAACUACUUUGAUAUUUGCGUUAAGGAAACGAUAAGAGACGUAAAAGUGUUGCAUAAUCAUACCAUGCUUGCUGUUGCCCAAAAAAAGUAUGUGCAUAUCUACGACAAUCAGGGCUCUGAGGUUUACUGUCUACGCGACAGAAUGUUGACCUAUAAGCUAGAGUAUUUGUACUACCACUAUCUAAUGGUUGGUAUUGGGGAAUUUGGAGAAUUGUCUUACCAGGAUGUUUCUACCGGAGAAGUAGUUGCAAAACAUCACACUAAAAAGGGAGCUUGCCAUGUAAUGUGCCAAAACAAGAACAAUGCUGUCAUUCACCUUGGACAUAAUGAUGGAACUGUUUCCCUCUGGGUGCCAAAUUUGGCCAAGGCUCCAGUUACAAUGUUAGCCCACAAAGGACCCGUUUCAAGUCUUGGGGUUUAUGGAAACUACAUGGUUUCCUCGGGAUUUGAUGGGUUCUGGAAAAUUUGGGAUCUGAGAAAAUAUAAUGAAGCUAUUCGAAAAAAUUACGUUGGCUCAAAACCACCAUCGUCCAUCACAAUUAGCCAAACUGGAAUAUUAUCAAUGGCUCUUGGUGGAAGAGUCGAGUUUUAUACUUUGUUUACGGAAAAUGCAGUCAAGGAACCUAGCCUAUAUCUAAGGCAUCAGUUUCAAUCGCAGGAAGUAAAGUCAAUCGCAUUUCAACCAUUUGAAGACAUGUGUACCGUUGGAACGACGUUUGGAAUAUCAACACUAAUUGUUCCAGGCUCUGGAUUCGCCAAUUUUGAUGCCCUCGAACAAAAUCCAUACGAAACCGGAAAGGUAUCGAGAGACCGCGAAGUGCAACGUCUGCUGGAAAAGUUACCUCCAGAUUCCAUUACUCUUGCAACCCAAGCUAUCGGAAGUUACUCUCGCGACCUAUCUAUCGAUACACCAGAGGAGGAAAGAGCUCCUGAACCUUCAAAGAAGCACAAGACCCGAGGAAAGUCUAGCAAGAAAUCUACCAAGGCUAAGGCUGAUAAAUACUCCAAGGUCUUCAAGAGGCGCCAGCAGGCGAUAUCAGACCGUAUAAAGAACAUAGAGAAGGAGCAAUUGCCUGUAAAGGAGGCUCGCGAAAAGAUUUUCAAUGACAUGACCUCUGGGAAGAAACUCAAGGGGCCGGUAAAGGGUGCUGCACUAUCCAGAUAUUUCGCAAAGAAACACUAA